Molecule: messenger RNA, 1791 nt
Organism: Fusarium pseudograminearum CS3096
Lineage: Eukaryota; Fungi; Ascomycota; Sordariomycetes; Hypocreales; Nectriaceae
Exons: 2
Coding region: 1-1791 (596 amino acids)
Biological process (GO): anaphase-promoting complex-dependent catabolic process; positive regulation of anaphase-promoting complex-dependent catabolic process; positive regulation of ubiquitin protein ligase activity
Cellular component (GO): anaphase-promoting complex
Molecular function (GO): ubiquitin ligase activator activity; anaphase-promoting complex binding; protein binding
Source: RefSeq, a predicted model, not a curated record
AUGGCUUCAGUGACAUUGUCGACUCCUGUCAAGUCCCACAAGGGACUUUUCACAGCCCGUACCGCUGGCGGACGGAUGCCUCUGACCCCUUCUCCUCGUCAGCAGGCGUCAGCCAAUAUCCCUAUCAACCUGAACUCUUCUCCUUUCACCCCCGAGAGACAGUCCAGCAAUGACUUCAAACCAGCCGGUCGUUCUACUUACGGCGGUAACCUCAUGGCACACCUCGCCCGAUCUACCACAUCCGCUCACCGCGACUCCCCCAAGUCCAACAUUGCCCGUGUUGUUCAUACUCCUCGCAAGGCUCUUGAGCUUGGCGUCUCCGACUACACUCUCACUGGCACUGGUAGCAGCAAGACUGCAAACAAGAAGGGUAUCCGCUCCAAGGUUGCCAAGACUACCGUAAACUAUGCUGGCGACCGAUUCAUCCCCAACCGUGGUGCCAGCUCUGCCAUCUCCAACGCUGGCUCUGGCAAGCUGGAUGUUCCCGACAGGCAACGACCCAAGACCAGCACUGUCGAGAGCUCCAACGUCCUCUCUACCGCUGCUGACGAGGCCCUGGCUGCUCUUGAGAGCCUGAACAUCAAUGACGACGAUGAACCCGACAACUACUCUCGACCCUCCCCCAACACUGUCGCUUACCAGGAUUCUCUUGCCAACGCCUGCGGUGUGAGCCUCAACACUCGUAUCCUCGAGUUCAAGCCUGCCGCUCCUGAAUCAUCCAAGCCCAUUGACCUACGACAGCAGUACAACCGGCCUCUCAGGUCUACCACUACUACCUCUGCCCAGAUCCGCCGCCGCAUCGCCACAGCCCCCGAACGUGUUCUUGAUGCCCCCGGUCUCGUUGAUGACUACUACCUUAACCUGCUCGACUGGAGCUCUGGCAACCAGGUUGCUAUUGGACUUGAGCGCAACGUCUAUGUUUGGUCUGCGGAUGAAGGUAGCGUCAGCUGUCUUCUCGAGACCACCCCCGACACCUACGUUAGCAGCGUCAAGUGGUCUGGUGAUGGGGCUUAUGUCAGUGUUGGUCUUGGAACUGGUGAGGUCCAGAUCUGGGAUGUCGCUGAGGGCCAAAAGAUCCGAAGCAUGUUUGGCCAUGAUACUCGCGUUGGUGUUAUGGGCUGGAACAAGCACCUUCUCUCUACUGGCGCCCGUAGCGGCCUUGUCUACAACCACGAUGUCCGCAUUGCCGAGCACAAGGUUGCCGAACUCAUCUCUCACACUUCCGAGGUUUGCGGUCUUGAGUGGCGCUCCGAUGGCGCUCAGCUCGCUACUGGCGGCAACGACAACCUCGUCUCCAUCUGGGAUGCCCGAUCUCUCUCCGUCCCCAAGUUCACCAAGACCAACCACAAGGCUGCCGUCAAGGCUCUUUCUUGGUGCCCUUGGAACAUGAACCUCCUUGCUACCGGCGGUGGCUCUUACGAUCGCCACAUUCACUUCUGGAACUCCACCUCUGGUGCUCGCGUCAACAGCAUCGAUACCGGCUCUCAGGUUACUUCUCUCCGCUGGAGCCCUCACCACCGUGAGAUUGUCAGCUCAAGUGGAUUCCCCGACAACUCUCUGAGCAUCUGGAGCUACCCUACUCUGGUCCGAACCGUUGAGAUCCCUGCCCACGAGAGCCGAGUCCUCCACAGCUGCCUCAGCCCUGACGGUCAGAUGCUUGCUACUGCUGCUGCUGACGAGAGUCUCAAGUUCUGGAAGAUCUUCGAGAAGAAGGCUGGUGCCACCGCCAGCAUUGGUUCCUCUGGUGCUUCCAGCAAGGCCUCCAUGGCCAAGCAGAUGACAAUCCGAUAA